ACCAGUCGAUUUUAAAGCGCUGUUGUACCUAACCCAUAUUAUCCACGUUUCAAUAUAGAAAAAUUUUGACGUGACUUUUUUUGUGUGCUACGAAUAUUUUUUAAUUGCAUCAGACAAAUUUAUCUUAGAAUCAUAUUUGUGUGUUAUUCUUCUGUAAAAAGGUGUGUGGAGAUCGCCAUGUUUGACUGAUGAGCCACGUCCUAACUUCAUGGCUGUCGAAUCUUGUUUAAAACAGUUGUUUUAAUACAAAAAUAAAAUAAAUAGUUUUCUUCUCAAAUUGAAUUGAAUAUCGUGACGAAAAAAAUUGUUCGAUCAUCAAUUAAAAAUGCCUUUACGUUUGGAUAUUAAGCGUAAAUUGACAGCGAGAUCGGAUCGAGUGAAAAGUGUCGAUCUUCAUCCAACAGAACCAUGGAUGCUUUGUUCUUUAUAUCAAGGCAAUGUAAAUAUUUGGAAUCAUGAAACGCAAACUUUGGUGAAGACCUUUGAAGUUUGUGAUUUACCAGUGAGAGCGGCGAAGUUUGUUUCGAGAAAAAAUUGGGUUGUCACUGGUUCCGAUGAUAUGCAAGUGAGAGUCUUUAAUUACAACACUCUCGAACGCGUACAUUCUUUUGAUGCACACAGUGAUUAUGUACGAUGUAUUGCCGUACAUCCAACGGCACCUUGUAUACUUACCAGUAGUGACGAUAUGUCAAUAAAACUAUGGAACUGGGAGAAAUCAUGGCUUUGCCAGCAAAUAUUCGAAGGUCACACGCACUACGUCAUGCAAAUAGUAUUCAAUCCAAAGGAUAACAAUACCUUUGCAAGCGCAUCAUUGGAUAGAACAGUAAAAGUUUGGCAAUUGGGCUCAUCGACUGCCAAUUUCACUCUCGAGGGUCAUGAGAAAGGUGUGAAUUGCGUCGAUUAUUAUCACGGUGGCGAUAAACCGUAUCUAAUAUCAGGUGCCGAUGAUAAAUUCGUCAAAAUAUGGGACUAUCAAAAUAAAACUUGCGUACAAACAUUGGAGGGACAUACGCAAAAUAUUUCCGCCGUUUGCUUUCAUCCUGAAUUACCAAUUGUUCUCACUGGCUCGGAGGAUGGAACUGUGCGUAUAUGGCACGCGGGUACCUAUCGUUUGGAGUCGUCACUGAAUUAUGGUUUCGAGAGAGUUUGGACAAUUGCAUGUUUAAGAGGUUCGAAUAAUGUGGCAAUUGGUUAUGAUGAGGGCAGUGUUAUGGUGAAAGUUGGCCGCGAAGAGCCGGCAGUAUCGAUGGAUUCGAUGGGCGGUAAAAUUGUUUGGGCAAGACACAGCGAAAUUCAACAGGUGAAUUUAAAGGCACUUGGCGAGGAAAUAAUGGAUGGCGAACGUUUACCAUUGGCAGUGAAGGAUAUGGGAGCUUGUGAAAUUUAUCCUCAGACGAUUCAACAUAAUCCCAAUGGUCGAUUCCUUGUUGUUUGUGGCGAUGGGGAAUAUAUUAUUUACACGUCGAUGGCAUUAAGAAAUAAGGCCUUUGGUCAGGCUUCGGAAUUUGUAUGGGCUGCCGAUUCGAGUCAGUAUGCGGUUCGUGAGAGCACCACGACUGUUAAGGUUUUUAAAAAUUUCAAGGAGAAGAAGACUUUUAAGCCCGAUUUUGGAGCCGAUGGAAUCUUUGGCGGUUUUAUGCUGGGAAUAUCAUCUGGAUCGGGCCUAUCGUUUUACGAUUGGGAUAGUUUGAAAUUAGUGCGUCGCAUUGACAUUCAACCGACACAUGUUUACUGGGCGGAAAAUGCAUCCCUCGUUGCACUGGCGACAACUGAUCAGUACUUUAUUCUCAAAUAUCACGCAGACGUUGUUGCAAAUGCGCCGGAAAAUGCAGAGGACAUUGAAGAUGCUUUCGAGAUGGUGGCCGAGAUGAACGAAGUUGUAAAAACUGGUCUCUGGGUUGGCGACUGCUUUAUUUACACGAAUAGCGUAAAUAGAGUAAACUACUUCGUCGGUGGUGAAGUUGUCAUCGUCUCACAUCUCGAUAGGCCAAUGUACUUGCUGGGCUAUGUGCCGAGAGACAACAGAUUAUAUCUCUGCGAUAAAGAACUCUCAAUUGUUUCCUAUUCCCUAUUGCUCUCCGUUCUUGAAUAUCAAACGGCGGUAAUGAGGAAAGAUUUCGAAACAGCCGAUCGAGUCCUUCCAACCGUUCCCAAAGAACACAGAACUCGUGUCGCACACUUUUUAGAAAAGCAGGGCUUUAAAGAACAAGCGCUCGCCGUGUCGACAGAUCCAGAGCACAGAUUCGAAUUGGCGCUUGCAUUGGGAAAUCUUGAGACGGCAUUGACACUCGCAAAAGAGGCGAAUAGUCAACAAAAAUGGCGACAAUUGGCAACGCUCGCCACACAAAAGGGCAAAUUGCAAUUAGCACAAGAGUGCUUGCAUCAAGCACAAGAUUUUGGUGGUUUACUAUUAUUGGCAACAAGUACGGGAAAUGCGAAUAUGAUUGAAAAAUUGGGUAAUGCUGCUAAUGAAACGGGAAAAAAUAAUAUUGCAUUUUUAUCGAAAUUUCUACUUGGCGAUGUCGAUGAAUGCUUAGAGAUUCUUAUAAAGACAGAUAGAAUUCCCGAGGCUGCAUUUUUUGCACGCGCCUAUGCGCCUAGUAAAAUUUCAUCCAUCGUUAAAAUAUGGAAGGAAAAACUCUCGGCAGUCAGUGAAAAGGCUGGUCAAAGUUUAGCCGAUCCUGAACAAUAUGAAAAUCUCUUCCCCGGCUAUCGAGAGGCACUUAAUGUUGAACAAUACGUGAGAGAGAAGAGUCAGAAGAAAAUUCCCGCUUCCGCUUUUCCUUCUCUCAAGUUGAACACUGAACGCAAUCCUUACGAGGAAAUGAUGUCGUCAGACGUUACAAAUAGAAUGACGAAUUUAAGUAUUAAUAAAACGGAAGUUCUGGAAGAGAAGCAAAUCACCAAUAAGUCUCUUGUUGACGAUGACGAUCUGGAUCUCGAUUUGGAUUUAGACGAGAACAUCGACACUAGUGAUGUAAAUCUAGAUGAUGAUCUUCUGGUGGACGACUAGUGAAUUAACGAUUCCGUCAAUAUUCAUCCUGUCCACAUGAAGACCACGAAUUUUUUUUUUUACAUAUAGGAAAAGAAAAUAAUUGUAAAUCAUUCCUUACGGGAAAAAACGGUCUUAAAAGAAACAAAUAAGUAAAGUAUUACACGAGUGUAAAAUUUUACGCGCAUAUGAUUGUUCGUAUUCCACAUUUUCGUAAGUUAUUAAAUAUUAUUAUUAUUAUUAUUAUUAUUAUUACAUAAUCUUUAUAAAGAAAAGAAAAACCGCAAAAAAUUGUAAUUAAAAAAAUUGAAAAAAAUAUAUUGUUAAUAUAAUAUUACAGAAAGGGAAUGAGAUGGAAUUAAAAUCCUUUUUCUCUUUUAAGGAAAAAAAAAUAGAAAAUUUGUAUUUGUAUAUGUAAAGAUUUUUUUUUCUCGGAAAAUCGAGAAAAUUUUUCUUUAUAUACAUAAUACUAAUCGCUGUAAUUAGUGUGCGCGCUUAAUUUAGUGAAGGGUGUAGGCGUUCACGGUGAACGGAGGUCGAGAAAACAGAGCAUUUAGCACGAGCCGCAUACGUGACCGUCGAGACGUGCGUGUAUUCAGGCAAAAUAUAUUAUUCUUUUAAAAUCCCUUUUCGACUCGAAUAUUGAGAGAGUGAGAGAGAGAGAGAGAGAGAGAGAGAGAGAGAGAGAGAGAGAGUAUAUGAAUACUGCGUUUCGAAA
Messenger RNA from Leptopilina heterotoma, 3710 nucleotides. RefSeq names its product coatomer subunit beta' (gene beta'COP). The record is from RefSeq and is a predicted model, not a curated record. Gene Ontology annotation, cellular component: COPI vesicle coat. Lineage: Eukaryota; Metazoa; Arthropoda; Insecta; Hymenoptera; Figitidae. Gene Ontology annotation, biological process: intra-Golgi vesicle-mediated transport; endoplasmic reticulum to Golgi vesicle-mediated transport; intracellular protein transport. The coding region runs from base 326 to 3013 and encodes 895 amino acids. Gene Ontology annotation, molecular function: structural molecule activity; protein binding. The transcript is spliced from 9 exons.